CCAAAGAAGUAUCGAGGCUCCCGGCCACGUUUCUACGAAGGAUGUGUUAGUUUUCUGUUACCGUCACGUUCAAGGUAACGUUAACUAAACCUGUGACUGACUUUAUUAUCCGUAACCGUGUCGAGCGCCACCGGAGGACAAAAGUUUGUUCCGAUAGUUUCAGUUGAACCGGCUGGCAUUUGUGACCCGCCAAAAGCUACAACACAGCUAGGAAGUGACCAUUUUGUAGGUUAGCUGUUAACGUUAGUCGGUAACAGCUCAAUCUGGGAAACGAAAAUGAGUGGCGGAUUUAACUUUGGGCAAGCCCCCUCGGGCUUUACCUUCGGAGCUCAAAAGACCACCGCCGCAGCUCCUGCACCCGGCUUUAAUCUGACGGGCUCCACACCUGCACCCUCCGGAGGGGGCUUCACUUUCGGGACAGCGAUCGCGGCCAAUACCAAUCCUACCGGCGGAUUUAGCUUUGGCACCCCAGCAAAGAGCACUGCAGCCGGUGGAGGCCUGUCCUUUGGAACCCCCGCCACCACAUUUGGGCUAGGUUCAGCUCCUCAAACCACCGCAGCAGCACCAGCAGCGCUGACAUUAGGCUCCACAGCAGCACCAGCGGCAGGGUCAGGGUUCACCCUGGGCCAGAGUUUGGCAGGGCCAACCACCGGGGCCGCUCCUGCAGGAGGGGGCUUCAGCUUUGGCAAUGCCACUCAAGCUCAGAUGCAACCACCAGCAGCAGCAGCAGUCCCAGCAGCGACAGCAGCAGCAGCUGCUGCUGCAGCAGCAGCGGCAGCAACAACAGCAGCAGCAGCAGCUUCAUCAGGUUUCUCAUUUGGAGCGUUCAGUUUUGGAUCCGCCAAGGUCCAGCCGACUUCAGCUGCAGCCACUGCUGCUCCCACAGGUGGAGGUUUCUCCUUUGGCAACACAGCACCCUCCAACCUCACCCUGGGUAUCCAGCCCCAGCCCCAGGCCCAAGCCCAGGCCCAGGCAGCUCCCACCGCUGCAGCUGCAACAGGACAGGGUGGAGGAUUUACUUUUGGGAUUAAGCCCUCAUUAACCCCAGCGCCCCCUGCAUCAACCCAGGCAGCCCCACCUUCAGGUCCCUCACUCUUUGCUGCUCCUAUCUCUGCAGCUCCUGCUGCUCCUGCUGCUGCCACAGCACCAGCCACAGGCUUUACAUUGGGUGCUGCUGCAACUUCAACAGCAACCCCAGUUGCAGCUGCAGCUGCCGCUGCUGCUGCCGCUGCUGCUGCUGCAACAAGCACAGCAGCCACUGGAGGUCUGGCUUUUAUGCUCAAACCUCUGGGGGCAGCCACCACCAUUGCCACAUCUAUUCCAGCCUCAACGGCAGCUGCCACAACAGGCGCUGCUACCAGCUUUUCAUUGGGGCUCAAACCUGCAUCCGGCACAACUACCACAACACUUUCUGCAGCCUCGACGAUCACUACAACCACUGCUCCUCCAGUAAUGACCUAUGCCCAGCUAGAGGGUCUCAUUAACAAGUGGAGUCUUGAGCUUGAGGAUCAAGAGAGACAUUUCCUACAGCAAGCGACUCAGGUGAACGCCUGGGACCGUAUGCUGGUGGAGAAUGGAGAGAAGAUAACAGCGCUGCAUAAAGAGAUGGAGAAGGUGAAGCUGGACCAGAGGAGGUUAAACCAGGAGCUGGAUUUCAUCCUGUCCCAACAGAAAGAACUGGAGGACUUGCUCUGCCCACUUGAGGAGUCUGUGAAGGAGCAGAGUGGAACCAUCUACAUGCAGAACGCCGAUGAGGAGCGUGAAAGAACGUACAAGCUCGCUGAGAAUGUGGACGCCCAGCUUAAGAGGAUGUCACAGGACCUGAAGGAGAUCAUUGAGCACCUGAACACAUCCAGCGGUCCAGCAGACACCAGUGACCCACUUCAGCAGAUCUGCAAAAUCCUCAAUGCCCACAUGGAUUCACUUCAGUGGGUUGAUCAGAAUUCAGUCCUUCUGCAGAGACGAGUGGAGGAAGUGUCCAAACUGUGUGAUAACCAGCGCAAGGAGCAGGAGAAAACCUUUCGUUUAACAUUUGACUAAUCUGCGAUAAACAUGCUGACAUGUAUAUUCACUGAAUGCUAAUUUUGACAUUUUUUUGUCAGUAGUCAUUAACAGGGAUGUCUUUUUAGGGGUCAAUAUUAUAUGAAUGUACAACCAAAGCAUUCAUCACAAUUCCUGUUAAAACCUGCUUUUCCCCUCAGCUGUUUCAGGUUGUUUGGGCUGCAUAAAAAUGAAUAUUUUUCAAUGCAAUUGUUUUUAUAUACAGUUGUGAAACUGAUAACCUGUUCUCUUGUGAAUGCUUGUUCUAAAUAGUAUGAUUAAAUAAAUCUUUG
Molecule: messenger RNA, 2333 nt
Organism: Scomber japonicus (chub mackerel)
Lineage: Eukaryota; Metazoa; Chordata; Actinopteri; Scombriformes; Scombridae
Gene: nup62l
Product: nucleoporin 62 like
Exons: 2
Coding region: 277-2040 (587 amino acids)
Biological process (GO): RNA export from nucleus; protein import into nucleus
Cellular component (GO): nuclear pore central transport channel; nuclear pore
Molecular function (GO): phospholipid binding; structural constituent of nuclear pore
Source: RefSeq, a predicted model, not a curated record